AUGUCUGGGUUCGCCGAUUUCGACGCCGGCCAUCGUGACUUGGUUUCGGUCACCAAGUUCAACUUCUAUGGCAAUCGCAUUGUGACGGCAUCCUCGGACCAUCGCAUGAAAGUUUGGGACCAAAAGGAUGGCGAGUGGCAGCUCACCGACACCUGGCGUGCUCAUGAUGCCGAGAUCCGGGAUGCAACGUGGAACGGGCCGUUCACUGGCCAGCAUAUCGGAAGUGUAGGCGAAGAUAUGAAAUGCAAGAUCUGGCAAGAAGAUGUCACCCAGCCGCCCAAUUCGGGUCGCCGCUUCAGGGCGGUCUUUCGGAUGACGGCGCCGCAGCGACAUCCGUUUGUCUCAAUUGACUUCCGUAACAUUGAUCUCGAGUCGUACUUUGCUGUGAUCACACGAGAUGGCUACCUGAUGGUUAUGGAACCCGUGACUCCAGACACUCUUACCGACUGGCAGCCUCUAGACCAAUUUCGCGUGUGUACUGCACCCGAGCGAGGCGAAGAAACCAGCUUUAGGGUCCAAUUCCAUCAGGAUCCUACAGACAUCACGCACUCCGUCUUACCUUCUUGGGAUCGCAAAAGCCUUUCACUGGUGGUGGCAGCCAUGGACAGCGUCAAAAUAUAUCGCACCGACGCAAAUCGUCGCUUCUAUCAUGCCAUCGAAUUGUCCGGCCAUGGAGGGCUGGUUCGAGAUAUAUCUUGGGCCAAUGGCUCCGUUCGAGGGUACGAUCUCAUUGCAAGUGGGUGCAAGGAUGGAUUCGUUCGGAUUUUCGAAGUGUAUACUACAUUAUCCAACCAUGGGACCCAGAACUCCAAUGGGGACCAUGUCGAACCCAUCCAUCAAACAUCGACCCGUGCAACGACGCAGUCAGGAAUUGGCUCCGCUCUUGCAAACCGCACACCUGCGUCGAUAUCGAGUCGCGCAGCAACCGACGACAACCAGUUCAAACAUUCGUACAAAGAAGUUGCGUGUCUCGACAGCAAGCAUCUUGAUGUGUGGCAAGUGGGGUUUUCAUAUGCCGGCGACUGUUUGAUUUCAUCUGGCGAUGACGGCAUCGUCAGAUUCUGGAAGAAAUCGCUAUCUGGUGAAUGGCUUGAAUAUGCGGAAACCGACAUGACGUAUCAAUGA
Molecule: messenger RNA, 1125 nt
Organism: Aspergillus steynii IBT 23096
Lineage: Eukaryota; Fungi; Ascomycota; Eurotiomycetes; Eurotiales; Aspergillaceae
Product: putative nuclear pore protein (SEH1)
Exons: 3
Coding region: 1-1125 (374 amino acids)
Biological process (GO): positive regulation of TORC1 signaling; cellular response to amino acid starvation
Cellular component (GO): Seh1-associated complex; nuclear pore outer ring
Molecular function (GO): structural molecule activity; protein binding
Source: RefSeq, a predicted model, not a curated record